Anolis carolinensis (green anole) is the source of this 2841-nucleotide messenger RNA. It is a transcript of the gene tshb, whose product is annotated as thyroid stimulating hormone subunit beta. The record is from RefSeq and is a predicted model, not a curated record. Gene Ontology annotation, molecular function: hormone activity. The transcript has 2 exons. Lineage: Eukaryota; Metazoa; Chordata; Lepidosauria; Squamata; Anolidae. Bases 2015 to 2425 code for a protein of 136 amino acids. Gene Ontology annotation, cellular component: cytoplasm; extracellular region. Gene Ontology annotation, biological process: G protein-coupled receptor signaling pathway.
ACUGUCUAUAGUCCCAGAUUUUUUGUAUAUUUGUGACUGCAUAUGUCCAGCUUUUACCAAAUUGUGCUCUAAAUUUCAUAUCAGGCUUAUUAUGAAUUUUUCUCAGGGAACAUAAUGUGUUUGGGUAGGUGAGUGUUUCAGACAGAGGAGAUCUGGACAUUAUUAGUGCUUUGUGAUGUAACCGAAUUUGAUUUGCCAAUCUUAGUAAGAUGCCUCUUUUCUUAAACAUUGGUGUUACUAGAUCGCAAGUUCCAGAUCUUGAACAUUUCUUUGAUCUAGAAUACCUCUUUUUGCAGCAUGUUAUAUUGAGAGCGUUAGCUAACACUACAAAAGAUAAAAUCAAGAUCAAAACAAAAGAGGCUAGGACAAGAGAAAAUUCAGUAGAAAUGCAUACAAAGUUCUAUGAUUCUAAGUCCUAUAUUUAGGUGCAAAACCUCAAAGAUAGAUUUAGAGAAUUGGAGAGCCUUCAUUUGGGAGCAGUACGUGAGAAAAGGAUCCAGGCAUCAGGAGCAGAAGUAUGAAGCAUGAGAGCAAUGGGGUUGUUUAAAAAAAUUAUGGUGUUAUGUUCUGAGUGCAACAUUUGAAGAAAGACAUUGAUCAACUGGCACACAUUCAGAGGAAGUCAGACAGAAUGGUGAGAGAUCUUGAUAUUAAAUUCUAUAUAGUCUUCAUACAGCAGAUAGUUGGAUCAAAUGACCUCCAAGGUUAUUUCUAACUCCACAAUUCUUUGACUACAUGAAAGUGUAGGUUUCUUUGUACAGUAUAAAGAAAAGCUUGCACAUCUUUUGUUGCUUCUUUGUUUAAAAAAAAAAGAAAGAAAGCCUUCUAUCUCGAUAGCUUGAAUUUUGAGGAUCAGGUGCAGUUUUUCAGCACUGCUGAUGUGCAGACUCAUGGAAACAGAAAGAGAAAGAAAGAGUACUGACUUAGAGAUUCUUUGUAUUAUGAGAAGUUAAACAGAGAAGCAUCCCAAAAGAAAAACACACGUAGCUUACCCAUAGAGAUUUUCACCUUCAGUGAUGUAUGUGUUCGGAAGGUUACCUGAAGGAAGUUAAACAUCCUGACAUCCUGUCUUUAUGAUUAACGCCAAAGCAGAGCCAGCCCUAGGUAUUUUUCAAGUGUAGGCGAACAGAAUUUUGGCACCCCCCCCCCAAACCAAUCACUGAAAAAUAAAAGCGUUGGAUAAGCGAAAAUAUUGGAUAAUAAGGAGGGAUUAAGGAAAAGCCUAUUAAAUAUCAAAUUACAUUAAGAUUUUACAAAUUAAGCACCAAAACAUCAUGUUUUACAACAAAUCAACAGAAAAAGCAGUCUCAACUGCACCCCCGUAUGUUUUGCGCCAGAAGCGACUGCUUAAUUCACCUCAUUGUUGGACCGGCUCUGUGCCAAAGGUCCUAUUUUUGGAUUGACCAGCAAAAGCCACUAGCCAGAGAGGGGGGGAAGGAUACUAGAAGGAGGACUUUCUUAAUGGUGGCCCCACAUCUAUGGGACAUCUUUGUCACCAAUGGAGAUUGGUAUACCUUCAUUGCUUCUGUUUUGUAAAAAAUCUAUAAAAUACACAGUUACUGUAUUUCUUCAAUUUUAAUACACUAUCAAUUGUAAGAUGCACACUAAUUUCAGUACCACCAACAGAAAACAACUUUAUGCAUAUCUAAAACUCCCAGGAUUCUAAAAUGCACCCCAUUUUUAGAAUAUAUAGGAAAAAGUGCAUCAAGUCAGUUUACAUUUGAUGAUUUAAUAUUAUUCGCUGCUUGCAUCUCUCUGUGUGUUUAAACUGUAAUUGUACUUUAAUGUUUUAUAAGUUCAAUGUCCUUGUGAGUGGGGUGUGACCUAGACGAUGGUCUAAAAACCUUUGAAUAGAAAAGUAGGGAUGGCAAACAUUGGCAUUUUGAAUGAUCAGUAUUUGGGGGAUGGAGACAGGAAAGCCAUGUCAUGAAUGUACAAAUCACUAUAUAGGGAGCAAUAUCUCUACCCAUAAUCACAAUAACUAAUUCAUAUUUGCUUUGUCUUUAUAUCUAGCAUGAAUCCUGCCCUUUUAAUCUCUCUUCCCUUCUUCUUGGCCCUCACUUUGGGGCAGAGCAUGUCCUUUUGCAUCCCUGUUGACUAUGUCAUCCAUGUGGAGAAGAGGGAGUGUGCCUACUGUCUGGCUAUCAACACGACCAUCUGUGAAGGAUUCUGCAUGACCUGGGAUAGCAAUGGUAAGAAGCUGCUGCCCAGAAGUGCUCUGUCCCAGGACGUGUGUACCUACAAGGACAUGGUGUACAGGACCGUGAUGAUCCCUGGCUGUCAGCACCAUGCUGUUUCUUACUAUACCUAUCCUGUGGCAUUGAGCUGCAAGUGUGGGAAAUGCAAUACUGACUAUACUGACUGCAUCCAGGAGGCAGGCCACACUGAGUACUGCACUGUCUCCCAGCAGUUAUAUAACCCAUGAAGCCCUGGAAAGUCCUCUCCUCUGUCUUACACUCUGUGACACAAUGAAAAUUAUUGUCAGCCAAGAAUAAUAAAAAUUUGAAUAUUGUUCUGUCGAAUUUUCAAAAAUGAAACAAAAUUGGCUUUUUUUUUUCUUUUUGGGGGGAAUACAUCUGCAAAUAUUGCAAAUUCCCAUAUUGUUGUCCUUUAUGCCAUUGCUUGGUUAUAAACACCUGCACUACCACAUCAGACAGAAAUGCUGACGGCCGCCAAGACAGCUGAGAUACCAUGAUUACAUUGUGACCAUUGGUAACCAAUAGAAUGUUUCCACUAAAUGCAACAUACCAGUUAAAUCUCAUGUUAUGUAAUACAUUGGGUCAAAAUGUCACAAUACACUUAGUUUUCUUUGAUACAAAGAAGGAUGAAGUAUAUUCUAAU